This is a messenger RNA of Solanum lycopersicum (tomato), 1763 nucleotides long. RefSeq names its product homeobox-leucine zipper protein HAT7. Gene Ontology annotation, molecular function: sequence-specific DNA binding; DNA-binding transcription factor activity, RNA polymerase II-specific. Lineage: Eukaryota; Viridiplantae; Streptophyta; Magnoliopsida; Solanales; Solanaceae. The record is from RefSeq and is a predicted model, not a curated record. Gene Ontology annotation, cellular component: nucleus. Gene Ontology annotation, biological process: positive regulation of DNA-templated transcription.
AUGAUAUAUAUAUAUAGUUGUUGAUGACUUUAAUUGGUUUACUUUGUGUAUAAGAUUAUCCUUGUAGAUAUUAUAACAUGCUUUUUAGUAGUAGUACAGGUACUAUGGGUUUUGUUCCUGGAGCACCUGAAGACAAUGAACUCCCUCCUCCCUUCCCUAGUGUUUAUCCUCAUCAAGAAUUUCAAGGAAUUUCAUCUGUGUUAAUGAGGAGAGCCAUGUCAUUCGACCAUCAAGAUUCGCGAGCAGACGAUAUUGACAUGUCGGAUGACGAUGGCUCUUCACAGUUGCUAGGUGAGAAGAAGAGGAGAUUGAAUAUGGAACAAGUGAAAGCACUUGAAAGAAGUUUUGAAAUUGGUAACAAACUUGAACCUGAGAGGAAAAUGCAAUUGGCUAGAGCUUUAGGGUUGAAGCCAAGGCAAAUUGCAAUUUGGUUUCAAAACAGAAGGGCAAGAUGUAAGACUAAGCAAUUGGAGAAAGAUUAUGAAAUAUUGAAGAGACAGUGUGAUAAACUCAAGUCUGAUAAUGAUGCACUCAAGACUCAAAACAAGAAUCUUCACUCUGAGUUGCAGUUACUGAGUCUGAGGAACAGAGAAUCAACAGGAGGAGGUACACCAAUUUUGUUUAAUCUAAACAAAGAAAAUGAAGGAUCGAAUUGGAACAACGGAAGUGGUGAUGAGAAUAGUACGAUAAUAGAUGUUAAUCUUGGAAGAACAUCAUCAACAAACAGUCCACAUAACAACAACAACAACGAUCAUGUUUUUCAAACACCUAAUUUUAAAAUAGAAGAACAAACUCAAUCUCAUGAUGUACCUGAAGAAGGAUUUUGCAACAUCUUCACUAAUGUUGAAGAUCAAACAAACUAUUGGCCAUUGCCAGUGCAGCAACAUUUUUACUGAAACUUUUUUUAUUCAAAUUUUAAACUUUGGUUUUUGUUCUUGUUUGUUGAUCAUCUUAUGGCAAUUGUUUAUUAAUUGAUUGUGUGUAUAGUGAAAUGCACAUAUGUUAUCGUACCUUAGUAUUUUAAAUUUUCAUUAUUGAUGCAUUGUUUUUUAUUUGUUUUUUUGUAAGAGUGGACCACUAGGCAGGACACAUUAAUUAGAAUAAUAUGUCUAGUAGAUAAUUAAAAAAAAGAUUCAUGUUCUGAGCAAUAUAAGGAACUUGUGGUGUGGGGUCAACUUCUCUGGCUGUGGGACCAUUACCUUAUUAUAAAAUUUGCAAACAGAGAAGAAAAAAAAGAUUCUCUCCUUACAUUUUUCUUUAUGUUGCUAUCUUUUUCUUUACCUAUAUAUUCUGUUGGUUAAUAAUACUCCCUAUACUUUCCUUUUGUUUUACUUCAUGUGACAGAUAUUUGCUAGAUCGAGUAUAAUAUAAGAAAAACAAAUUAGAAGUAUGAAGUAAAUAUAUAUAAAUAUCAAAAUUGCCCUUAAUUGUCAAAAAUUAAAAAGUAAUGGUAAUGGAAACGAAGUAUUAAGAACAACAGUAAGACUUGUGAUAUUAUGAUCGAUGACUAUAUUAUGGUAAUGGUAAAAGGCACAUGUUGUUCUAAAUGAUCAAAAUUCUAACUACUCCUGUAUUUAUUACUUGGUUAAGUUUACAGCACUACAGAUGUAUAAGCAAUAGCAAGUGCUGUCCAGAGAGACUUCAAAAUUGCAGUGAGAAUUAAAGGGAAUAUAACUUUAUAGAAAAAUUCACACAAUUGGAUACAACAGAUCAUAUGUACAGAGUCUCUCAUAGUCGAGCAACAAAACAUCAAGGUAAAGAAA